AGCAACAUAAUAGAUGGACCUGGAAUUGGGACUCAAAAUCACCAAAACUAGAGAUGACGUUGCUUCCAUCUCUGAAUAUCGAUUAGCAAAAGCAGGACCUGUUUUUCAAUCUAGAGAAACAAACACUGCUUUCAUCCUCACUGCUCAUCUCAAAGGUUUUAAGAAGAAUAACAUUAACAUCAAGAUUAGUGAAGAUGGUAGCAAGAUAUCAGUUAGUGGAGAGAAGCCUGUUCAGAAUAUUUUGAUGAUGGGAUGGUUAAUGCAUAGGAAAGAGGUUGAUGUUGCAGGGUUUAAUAAGGUUUUCAAAAUUCCUGAUGGGGUGAAAUUGGAUGGGAUCAAAGCCAAGUAUGAUGAGGAGGAAUGGAUAAUGAACAUUGUCAUGCCAAAAUUGGUUAAAGGAAUUUGUGGGGUUAAGAUUGAAGAGAUCAAGGAAGAAAAAUCUGAUGGAAGGAGAUCAGAACAAGAGAAAAUUGAAGGUGAUCACAUUCCUAGUGCUGUUGGAGAGACAAGCCAAAAGGGGUCUAAAGAGUCUGAAGUUCAGGAAAUGGAGGAGAGUGAACAUUCUAUGGAGAAGAAGGAAGAAGUGUCUCACAAGAUACUUGAUGAUUCCAACAGGAAAAUAACUAAGGAUACUGUACAUAAAGAAUUAGAAGAAUCUAAAGUUGGAACUGAUGGUGAAAAUGGAGAUAGUUUUAGAGAAGUUGGAAAGGAAGAAUAUGAAGUGAAGAAGACAUCAGAACCAGAGCAAAAAGUUGGAGUAGCCACCUCACAGAAAAUUGGAGAAGCAAGCCAAAAGGAAAUCAAAGAAUUAAAGUUGAAGAAUGAGGAUGGAAGAGUAAAACCAUCAGCAGAGGGGAAAAGUGUAGAUGAAGGUAUGCCUAAAGACAUUGGAGGAGAUACAAGACAAGAUAAAGAGUUGAAGGUUCAAGAAAUGGAGGGCAAUGAAGGUUUUGUAGAGAAGGAGGAGAAAGGACCAAGUGAAAAUAUGCUUGAUGAUGCCAAUGCAAACAUAAUUGGAGAGGUGAUCCAGAAAGAAGAAGAAUCCAAGUCAGAAAUCAAGGAAAGAGAUGGAGAAAGUGUGAAAGAAAAUAAUGUGAGAGCAGGACAUAAAGGAAUAAAGAUAUCAGAAAUUGAGCAGAAUGUAGGUGCAGAUGUCACACAGAAUAUUGUAGAUAAAAUCCAAGGAGUAUCUAAAGAUUCUGUUAUAGAACAAAUGGGGGGAAACAAAAGUAUUGUAGAGAAUAUGGAGAGAGAAGAGCCAGAAGAGAUGGUUGUUGAAGCCAAUGUGUCUACUGAAGGAGAGACACUUGGAGAGUCAAACCAAAAACAAUUUGGAGAACCGAGUUCUGAAACUGAGGAUAGACUAAAUGAAAGUCUGAAGGAAAAUAGAAUGGAAACAAUGAAGGCCCCACAACUUGACCAAAAUGUAGAUGAUCAGAUUCCUGCUAACAUUGGUGGUAUAAGCCAAGAAGGAUAUAAGGAGUCCAGGAUUCAAUGGAAGAAGAAAACUAAAAGCAUAAAAGAGAAUAUGGAUGAAGGGAAAUCUGAAAAAAUUCCAAUUCAGGCAAGUAAGGAUGGUAAAAAGCACAUAUAUGGCAAGAACAUGCAAGAGAACAUUAAAAAGCCUAGGAUUCAAACAGGGAAUAAAGAUCAUAUUCUGCCUAAGAUUGAAACUGGGAAUGGAGAUCAAGUAUAUGAUGGAGUAAAGGCUGGUAAGGAAGAAUUUGAUUUAAUGGAAAUAAGAAGGAAAGAAUUUCCUCAGAAGUUACCAAAAGGCACAACUGAGGAUGGCAAAAGGUUGAGUGUUUCAAAAAUGCAAGAAACUGAAGAUGUCAAAGAAGCAAAGAUCAAAACAAAAUGGAAAGAGAAUGAAUAUUUGGUGGAUAAGGAUGAAGGUGAAGAACUCAGAAGGAUGCACAAGGAAGCCAAAAAAGACUUGGCAAAAAAGACACUGCAAGAAAAUGAAGAUGUCAAAGAAGAAAUGUCCAAAAGAAAAGACGAAGGGAUUGAAAAAAUUGAAGAUAAGGGUGAAAGGAAAGAACACAACAGGUUGUAUAUGGAAGCGAAGGACUUCAAAAAAGAGAAAAUACAAGAAAAUGAAGAUAUCCAUGAAGCAAUGCUAAAAAGAGAAGGCAAAAAUAAUGAACAUUUUGGGGAUAAGCGUGGUGAAAACCCCGAAAGGAUGCAUAUGGAAGCAAAGAAGAACAUAGCAAAGGAGAUAAUGCAAGAAACAUAUGGUGUCAAAGAAGCAAUCGUUAAAGGAAAAGGAGAAGAGAUUGGAAAUUUUACUGAUAAGGGUGAAGGUGAAGAACCCACAAAGAUUAUUACGCAUGCAAAGAAAGAAUUAACAAAAGAAACAGAGCAAGAAAAUGAAAAAGUAAAAGAAGCUAUGCUCAAAACGAAAGACAAAGAAAUUGAACAUUUUGUGGAUAAGGGUGAACCCAAAAGCAUGGAUGUGGAACCAAAGAAGGGCUUAACAGCAAAGACCAUGCAAGAAAGUGAACAUGUCAGAGAAGCAAUGGUCAAAGGAGAAGGCAACGGUUAUAAAUAUUUUUUGAAUAAAGGUGUAAGUGAAGGACCCGAAAGGAUGCAUAUAGAACCAAAGACGGACAUGGCAAAAGACAAAUUGCAAGAAAUAGAAGGUUCCAAAGAAGCAAUGGUGAAAAUAAAAGGCAAAGAGAUUAAAAAUUUUGUUGUUAAGGAUGGAGGUGAAGAAAACAAGAAGAUGAAUAUGAAACUAAAGAAAGAGUCAACAAAAGAAACAAAGCAAGGAAGUGAAAAUGUCAAAGAAGCCAAGGGGAAAAUGAAAGGCAAAGAGACUAAAUAUUUUGUAGACAAGGGUGAAGGUGAAGAACCCAAAAGCAUGAAUGUGGAAGCAAAGAAGGAAGAUGAUAGAGAAUGCAAAGAUUGUGAAUGUUUUGUGGAUAAGGGUGAAGAUGAAGAGACCAAAAGGAUGCUAAUGGAACCAAAGAACGUAGCAAAAGAGACAAUGCAAGAAAUAAAAGGUGUCAAGGAAGCAAUGGUCAAAAGAAAAGGCAAAGAAAUUGAAAAUUUGGCUGAUAAGGAUGAAGCUGGGGAACUCACAAAGAUGCUUGCGAAGUCAAACAAAGAGUUAACAAAAGAAAAAAAGCAACAAAGUGAAAAAAUCAAAGAAGCUAUGGUCAAAAGGAAAGCCAAAGAGACUGAAUAUUUUGCUGAUAAGGGUGAAGAUAAAGAACCCAAAAGCAUGUAUGUCGAAGAAAAGAAGGACUUAACAACAAAGACUACACAAGAAAGUGAAGAACCCAAAAGGAUGCAUAUCAAACCAAAGGACAUAACAAAAGAUACAAUACCAAAAACAGGUGUCAAAGAGGCAAAGGUCAAAACAAAAGAGAAAGAGAUUGGAAAUUUUGUUGACCAGUAUGAUGGUGAAGAACACAUAAAGAUGCUCGUGAAAGAGUUACCAAAAGAAAGAGACAAAGAAAGAGAAAAAUUCAAAGAAGUUAUGGUACAAAAGAAAGUCAAAGAAACUGAAUAUUCUAUGGAUAAGGGUGAAGAUGAAGAACCCAUAACCAUGCAUGUGGAAGCAGAGAAGGACUUAACAUCAAAGACUAUACUAGAAAGGGAAGAUGUGAGAGAAGAAGUGGUCGAAACAGAAGGAAAAGAUUAUGAAUAUUUUGUUGAUAAGGGUGAAAGUGAAGAACUUAAAAUGACAAAUAUGGAAACAAAGAAGAACACGGGAAAAGAGUCAAUGCAAGAAACAAAAGGUGCAAAAGAAGCAAUGGCUAAAAGAAAAGGCAAAGAGAUUGGAAGUUUUGAAAAGGGUGAAGAAGAUAAAGAGACUAAAAGGGUGCAUGUGGAAGACAAGAAGGACUUAACAACAGUGACAGUGCAGGAAAGUGAUGGUGCCGAUGAAGGCAAUGAAAACAAAUGCUUUUCGGAUGAGGGUGAAGAUGAAGAACCCAACAGGAUGUAUAUGGAAACAAAAAAGGAUUUUAGAGAAGAGACAUUGCAUGAAAGUGAAAAUGUCAAAAAUGUGAAGGUAAAAAGUGAAGGCAAAGACAUUGAAUAUUUUUCAGAUAAGAGUGCAGACAAAGAAUCAAUAAGGAUGCUCAUGGAAACAAAGAGAGACUUGACAAAAGAGGAAAUGCAUGAAAAUGACGAUGUCAAAGAAACUAUGAUCAAAAGGAAGGGCAAAGAGAUUGAGUAUUUUGUGGAUAACAGUGAAGGUGAAGUUGAAGAACCCAACAGGAUGCAUAUUGAAGAAAAGAAAGACCUAGCAACAAAGACAAUGCAUGAAAUUGAAGAUGCCAAUGAAGUCAUGGUCAAAAGAAAAGACAAGGAGAUUGAAAAUUUUGGUAAAGAAUCCAAAAUUAGGGAAACAAAGAAAGACUCAACAAAAGUGACAAUGAAAGAAAGUGAUGAUACCAGAGAAGCAAUGGUCAAAAGAAAAGGUAAAGAGGUUGAACGUUUUGUGAAUAAGGGAGAAAAACCGAAAUGGAUGCAUACGGAAGCAAAGAAGGACUUAACAACCAAAACAAGAGAAGAAAGUGAAGUUAUCAGAGAAGCGAUGGUCAAAAGAGAAGGGGAAGAAGAGAUGGGCUAUUUUCUGGAAAAGGGAGAUGAGAAAGACAUACCAAAAGAGAAAAUUCAGAUAGUUGAGAAGAUUAAGCAUGGAAUUACGGAUAAUGAUCAACGAAAUGUACUAGGAAAAACUACUGAAGGAAAAUCUGAAGUACCAUCUGAAGAGGGUCCCAAGCUGGUGGGGGAACAAGAUGGAAGUAGAGGACUUAAGGUUUCAAACAUGGAAGACCCAAAAGAAAUUAUCAAAGAAGAAAUGGCUGAAACAGAAAAUUUAAUGGAAAAGGUUCAAGGGCAAAAGUCUAAGAAGGGCGAAGAAGCAAGGAGAGUUAUUCAGAAAAACACAGCAACUGAGAUCUUACAGAAAGAAACUGAGGAGUCCAACAAUGAAAGGAAGUCCAGAGAAGGACCAAAUGUACCAAACAAUAUGGUCAAAGUCGUAUUUGAAGUGUUGGGGACUUUUCAGGCAAUGCUUCCCAAGAAGGUGAUGGAAGCAAUUGGCCAAAAUAAGGAUAAGAAUGAAUAUGUUACUGUGAAGUUGAAAGCAGAGGGGUCUAUAAAGAUGCAUGUUGAACCAAUUGAGGCUUUUGAUGAGGAUGAAACUGAAGAAAGAAGCGAGAAAGAAGUUAGAAAGCCAGAACUCAAGUCUACUGACCAAAUAAGUGGGAAAGAGAAUGUUGAUUUUGGGGUAUUUGAUGGAAGAAAGAGACCACAAUUUCUAGAGAUAGGAGAAACACAAGGCGCAAAAGAAGACAAUGCACAAAUAGAGGAGUGUGCGAAGAAAAUAGAUGGAGAUCGAUCUGAGAAGAUACAAGUUGAAGAAAAAGGACGGAAGUCGUCUCAGUCAUCUCAGAAAGGAAGAGAAGGUCCAAAGAUCCAAACGAUGGUAAAAGAUCAACAUCGUUUGCAAGAAGAAAAGGAAAAGCCCUUGGGAAAAACAACAGCAGCAGAAGAUAAGAAGCCUAAAAUGGGGGAAAUAACUCCAGAGUUUGAGAAGGCUAGUGGAUUCAAAAGGGCUGCAGAAAAUUCGCAUGAAAGUAGCAAGAGAGAACAUCAAAUAAUGACUCCAAAGAAAGAAGUUGAAAAAUCAAAGAAGGAAGAGCAUUCUCCUAUGCCUACAGCAAGCCAAAGAAAAGAACCUCUUGAAUUAUCACUGCCAAGCAAGGACUACAAAACUUCAAAGAUAGAGGAAGUACAACAAAAGGAGGGAAAAAGAACCAUGCAUUUACUAGAAGCAACCUUUUCCAAAGAAGGAGAACUUGCACAAGCCAUAGCUACACAUUCAAAAGAAAAAAGUGAGAUUGAUGAGCUGCAGGUAAAUCAACUACCAUCUCCAUCUACAGAAAUGGGGAGUACAGAACCACGUGAAUCAGAAAAGUAUGGUUUGAAAGAAGAUGGCUAUAAGGCUGUGAGUUUAGAUCAUAUGCAAGAAGGAAAAGAUGAAACGGAUGAACCAUCAAAAUUUCCAAGUUCAUCUUCCACUCAACCAUUUGAAGUUGAAGGAAAGGAUAAGAUAAAUGCUAGUUGUGAUGAUGAAUCUCAAGAUUCAGACACGGACUCUGAAAUAGAUGGGGAAACAUCAAACCAAGGUGAAACAGACGAAGAAGUUGUACAAAGAGAGACACCACAGCCAGAGUCCCCUGAAGAUCAACAAUGCACCCACAAAGCUCUGGAAGAAAGCAAUGGAACACAUGAAAUAGAAGAAGAAAAGACAGAUGAACAAGGAGAUGAAUCCGAUCAGGAAGAGUUGGACGAGCAAAAAGAAGGUGAGGAGGAAGCCAUUGGAGGGAACAAGGACCAGAAAAGGUCAAAGAAACUUAUCAUUUCCACCAUCAUAGCAGGAUCAGCCCUUCUUGCUUCUGGAAUAUUUCUUAUCAUUCGACAUAGAAGAUCCAUAAAAGGGUAAGUAUGUGUUCAUCAAAUCUAGUUUCCACUUUUCUAUGUGAAGAGAAUCUUCCUUAGUGUUCCUGUUUUGCUCUCAGUGCUAAGUGAUAUUCAAAGUGAGUUGAAGUUUACAUUUCUGCUCAAUUUUUGAACUCCUGAGAAUUCAACGGAGAAGAAUAUGCAAUGGCGUGUUUGCUGUGUACAUGGCAACACCUUUGUU
Messenger RNA from Vigna umbellata (rice bean), 6664 nucleotides. NCBI's taxonomy places the organism in Eukaryota, Viridiplantae, Streptophyta, Magnoliopsida, Fabales, Fabaceae. The record is from RefSeq and is a predicted model, not a curated record.